AUGGAAGAGGAGCUGAGCAAAAGCCAAGAGCUGCAGGACACAGCCGCAUUAACCCUGAAGUUUGAGUUCGACCCCAAGCUGGGUAUUGACAACCCUGCCCUCUCCCUGACUGAAGACUUGGACCCUUUGGAUGACAGGCGCCUGCCCCAACCCCGCUUCUGCCUGCUGAGCAAAGACGAGCAGGGAUCCUUCGGUUUCCACCUACAGCGACACCUUGGUCGGGCUCAGCCUGUGGUGAGCAAAGUGAACCCCGGCACCUCUGCCCAGCGCCAAGGUCUUCAGGAAGGAGACUUAAUUCUGGGGGUGAACCACAAAAUGAUGGAACAAGAAGACUAUGCAGUGGUGGUUCGCCACAUUCGGGCCAGUGGCCCACGGGUGCUCCUGAUGGUGGUGGCCCAGCACAUGUACGAUGUGGCCCGGGAGCGUCAGGGGGACAAGGCGCCCCUCUAUCCUGCACUUGACCCAGGGGUCCGGCCCCGGUUGUGCCAUAUCGUGAAAGAUGAAGGUGGCUUUGGCUUCAGCAUCACAGCGGGAAAUGGAGGCGCUUUCUGGUUGAUUCUGAGUUCUGGAGGAGCAGCUGAACGGGCAGGGGUCCCCCCAGGGGCCCGACUGCUGGAACUGAACGGGGUGAGCGUGGAGAAGUUGACUCAGAGACAAAUUAACAAGAAGCUCCGGAGGAGUGAACAACAGGUGACCCUGCUGGUGGCAGGCCCCGAGGUGGAAAAACAGUGUCGCCAGCUGGGAGUGCCCUUGGCUGCCCCACUGGCAGAGGGCUGGACACUGCCCGUUUCGCCCCGAUGCCUGCACCUGGAGAAGGGACCUCAGGGCUUCGGGUUCCUGCUCAAAGAGGAGAAGGGACAUGAUGGUGUCCUCAGGCAGUUUCUGAGGGACGUGGACCCAGGCCAGCCGGCCCAGAAGGCAGGGAUGCAGGAUGGAGAUCGGCUGGUGGCAGUUGCCGGGGACAGCGUGGAAGGACUGAGCCAUGAGGAGACAGUGUCCCGGAUCCUGGCACAGGGAUCCCACUUGUCCCUCACUGUGGUGGACCAGGAGACUGACCGUUUCUUCAGCAUGGUUCGCCUGUCCCCUCUCCUUUUCAUGGAACCCAUGCAGCCAUCUGCCUCUCCGGGCGAAGAGUCACUGGUUGAGACAGAGGCCCUGACCAAGAGAAAUGCCCAGAUGCCGAGGACGACCCGCCAAUGUAUCUUGCAUCCAGGGCCUGGCGGUGGCUAUGGACUCUGGCUCUCCUGUGUCACCAGCGAGCCACGCCUCUUCAUCUCCCAGGUGACCCCGGGAGGGGUAGCAGCACAAGCAGGCCUUCAGGAGGGGGACGUUGUUCUGGAAGUGAACGGGUGUGCUGUUACUGACAACAACGACAUGGAGAUUCUGGACCUGCUUCUUGAGGCCAAGCCUCCACUUGCCCUGAAGCUGGCAGCUGGGCCAGGCCAGGAUUCAAAGAUCUGUGUGGCCCCGGAGGCUGAGGAAUGGACCUUCUUCUCAGGGCUGGUGAUGAAAUAGCCCUGCCUCACUCAGCAGACCUCUUCAAAUCUUGCCUGGCUCCCCUCUCCAGCCUGGAGUACUCUAAGGGUGGUGGUAGUGUUGCUUCAAGCCAGACUCUAGACUUGGGGGCCAGCGGGGUAGCACAGCGGGUAGGGCAUUUGCCUUGCCCUUGUGCACUGCUGACCGAGGACGGACACAGGUUUGAUCCUUGCAUCCCAUAUGGUCCCCUGAGCCAGGAGUGAUUUCUGAGUGCAAAAUCAGAAGGAAUCCCUGAGCGCCACUGGGUGUGGCCCAAAACAGAACAAAACAAAACAGAAUCUAGACUUGGACCCUGCUCCUCUUCAAACACAGGAUCCUGUCCCGGAACUCCUGCUUCUCAGGGGUGAACCUCCAGAACUAGGAGCAUGAGAGAUUUGCUAUGGAACACUCCCCCCACCCCAAUAAGCCAGAGGAAGGAGGAAGUCACAUGGAGGCUUUGGGAGCUGUGCCACACAGAGAAAGUUCUGGCUUCGAGAAAAGAAGGUCGGUCACGUUGGGGGUUCCCAGCCUGGAGCUCCUCAACCCCUGGAAUUUCCUGAGCUGCCAGCCCAGGAAACAUCCUUUGUCAUUCAAACAAGCUUCCUCCGUCCACAGGGGAUUAGUGAAUGAGUGACUUUUGGACAACACUGAGGAAUGGGA
Molecule: messenger RNA, 2175 nt
Organism: Suncus etruscus (white-toothed pygmy shrew)
Lineage: Eukaryota; Metazoa; Chordata; Mammalia; Eulipotyphla; Soricidae
Gene: NHERF4
Product: NHERF family PDZ scaffold protein 4
Exons: 10
Coding region: 1-1515 (504 amino acids)
Biological process (GO): protein localization to plasma membrane
Cellular component (GO): apical plasma membrane
Molecular function (GO): protein-membrane adaptor activity; signaling receptor binding
Source: RefSeq, a predicted model, not a curated record